ACCGUUUGAAAGCAGCAGGCGUUAAAUUCGUGCAAACUUCGUGGUACCAGCCUUUGCACUCGUCGCACUGCAUGCCGCUUUCAACAGGAUAACGACGACCCGGACGUUGACAACUGCUUUUUUACACUGUCCAGUCAUUUAGGAAAGGUACAUUUUCAAAUUGCGAUGAUACUCAGAAACAAAAAAUUUAUCAAUGACCAAAAAGUGAAGAGCAGUAGAUUGCUAAGACCAAAAGCACUAACAGAUACAGUUGAAAAAGAGGUACUCAAGAGAACCAACGACAAAACAGUAAAAACGAUAUUCUAGUCGAAUACUUUAACUGAAAUAAAUUCAAUUAAAGUGAAAACAGUAGCCUUCAUACGCAGUAUGUUUACAGGUGAUGUUUCCGAACCUUACGAAAUCUUGAAACGUUCGAUUCUUAAACGAGGAGACCUAACCGAUCGACAAAGGUUAGAUCAACUCUUUAAUAACAUAGACUUGCAGCACGGUUCUGCGACGGACAUGUUGCAAAGAAUGAGAGAAGUGAUAGACCUAAGAACUUUCGACGAAGGUCUAUUCAAACAACUUUUCUUCUCUAAACUUCCUCAACAGAUGCAAGCGGUUCUGGUCUCGUUUCAGAACAACGCCUUAGACAAGCUGGCUGCAUCUACCGAUCGAAUCUUAGAAAUUACGAAAUCUACUACCGAGGUAUUUUCAAUCAAAGAAAAGCCUCACACGACUCAGAAUGACAUAACCGAGUUAUGUCAUACACUCACGCGUUAUCUUAAUCUUCGUAACGACCGUAAUCGCUCACACAACCCACGUAGAAGCAGUUCACGUAGGCGAUCUGUCUCUAGACCACGAGAGACGGAUAACCCCGACUGGUGCUGGUAUCAUAACCAGUAUGGAAAGUCUUCCAGAAAUUGCAUAAAACCCUGCAAUUUUCCCAACACGAAACCGACUGACUCGAAAAACAACUCGGGAAACUUCCAAGCCGGCACGCGUUAACGGCAACCGUAGCCGGCGACAAUAGCCGUCUGUUAUACGUCACAGAUGUGACAAUGAGAGUUCGCUACCUCGUCGACACUGGCGCAGAUGUUAGUGUUCUCCCAUCAAAUCCUAACGACCGGCUUCACGAGUCGACUUUAAACUUACAGGCGGCAAACGGAAAACCGGUCGCUACGUAUGGCAAAAGGUACGUUUACCUGAACGUGGGUUUACACAAACCCAUUCACUGGAUUUUCGUUGUUGCAUGUUUCUAUGCCAAUCAUUGGUAUGGACCUUCUACAACACCAUAAUCUGGU
Schistosoma margrebowiei is the source of this 1283-nucleotide messenger RNA. NCBI's taxonomy places the organism in Eukaryota, Metazoa, Platyhelminthes, Trematoda, Strigeidida, Schistosomatidae. The record is from the annotation of a GenBank genome assembly.